Molecule: messenger RNA, 663 nt
Organism: Scheffersomyces stipitis CBS 6054
Lineage: Eukaryota; Fungi; Ascomycota; Pichiomycetes; Serinales; Debaryomycetaceae
Exons: 2
Coding region: 1-663 (220 amino acids)
Source: RefSeq, a predicted model, not a curated record
AUGUCACAAUUUCUCUACCAAUACUUUCUCAAGAGGACCAACUUGGACCAUGUUUUCCCUGUGGGGCCCGAAGAGGAUCCUUACUUUGAAGAGAUUCCACCCGAGGAACUCCAUUUCUACCAGAGAAAGGGUGCCAAAAGAAAGAGGAAGUUGCCUAGUGUCAUUCCCAAACACGACUUGGAUAUCUUGAACUCGGUCAAGCGGAAGGCUUAUCGUUUGGACCUACAACUUAGUAUCUGUGGAUUGAGACUUGGAUGGGCUGGUAUCAUAGGAUUGAUUCCAUGGAUUGGAGAUGUGAUUUCGUUGAUGUUUGCUCUACAGAUUCUACACGCCGCUCAGCGAAUCGAAGGAGGACUUCCUCCAUCAUUGCAGCUGAAAAUGAUAGCCAACAUUGCACUUGAUUUUGGUUUGGGGUUGAUUCCUUUACUUGGUGAUUUCUGUAAUAUUCUCUACAAGUGCAAUUCGAGAAACUUUAUUCUACUCGAAAAGUAUCUUGUUCAGAAACACGGUGGUAUUCCGGUGAAGGCUCAUUCGGCGGAAAAGAGUAAAAAGGCGUCAGACUUCCCCAAUGAUGGCGCGAAUCAUAAAGGAGUUUCUAAUGUACCAAACAGUGCUCCUAAUGGUUCUGAGAAGAAUCAACAUUCUGUACAAAAUUCUGUCUGA